Musca domestica (house fly) is the source of this 629-nucleotide messenger RNA. RefSeq lists its product as uncharacterized. Lineage: Eukaryota; Metazoa; Arthropoda; Insecta; Diptera; Muscidae. The record is from RefSeq and is a predicted model, not a curated record. The coding region runs from base 118 to 603 and encodes 161 amino acids. The transcript is spliced from 3 exons.
AAAAGCAGCAGUGGCUCUGUCUCAACUGACAGUUCAGUUGUAAACAAACAAAUUGUAAAUAAACAAACAGAAUAAAGAUUGUGUUCAAACUAUUUGUGCUAUUAAAAAAUAAAAAAAAUGAAUAUUUCUGUAGCCCUAUUUUUUAUGAAUGAUGUGGAGGAGGUUCAAAAUGUGCCACGGAGGCAUUUAAGAGAUGCUUCGAAUUUAUUUGAAGUACCUAACAACCAGUUUGUGGCCAAUUUUCGUGUGUCGAAGGAAGUUUUUCGGUCUCUUUUGGAUAUGAUGGAAGAGAAGUGGGUGCACGGUUGUAGAACUACCCAAAUCCGCCCCGAUUUAAAACUUGGCACAUUCUUGCGGUUUUUGGCGACAGGAAGCUACCAACAGAAUUUAGGGAACGAAGCCUUGACUUCAACAGCGAAGUCGACAGUGAGCAGAACCAUUGAGGACCACAUUUGCGGCCAAUGGAUAAAAAAGCCGACACUCACAGAGGAACACAACACAAUUGGUUUUUCAGGCAUUGCCUGCUGUUUCCAAAAAUUUGCACUCCUCUGGCGAACUCAGGAUUCUCCUCCAUAUACUCAACUAGUGCCCGCAGCUGUGUAGUUAUUUUUUCGUGCUGGAAUCGAGAA